UUUUUUAGUUUAUGUGAGCCAUUUCCGGAACCGGUCAAACCGAAAGAUGUGCAAUUUUUCCUAGCAAACAUUCUGUAUCUGUUUGAAGGUAUAGUACAGUACACCAACGACAAUCGCAGCCCCUUCCAUGUGAAUGCAGAGGAUGCGUGCAGGAUAAUGACGAAUAGCAGCGAGCCGAGUCACAUGAAGCGAAUCAAACAAGUUUUUGACCUCUAUAACAGUUAUUACGAAAAAGAGCAGCAAUGCAACGAUAACAGCUACAGCAAAUUUAUGGAAGAGUUAGGCAAUGCGAAAUACGAUAAAUGGGAUAUUGGUUCGUAA
Messenger RNA from Gongylonema pulchrum, 321 nucleotides. The record is from the annotation of a GenBank genome assembly. NCBI's taxonomy places the organism in Eukaryota, Metazoa, Nematoda, Chromadorea, Rhabditida, Gongylonematidae.